AUGUUAAACAAAAAUUUGAAUUUGUCCCUUAAGUUAAAUAAAAUAAACGACUUUGGUGACGUUCCUGGUAGGCCAUUCACACCAAUUGAACAAACACUAAAAACCCCUAUAGAUCCUCCACAACUUCCAUCAAAUGGAUUACCACCCCACCAGGAUUUACAACCGCUUCAACAGCAACAACUUCAAUAUUUUCAACAAUCAGUCUCUUCAUCACAGAGAGAAGCAAACCAGUUCUUUUUUGCACCUCCUCCGAAUAGACAAGCAGGAGCUUUCUAUCAAAAUCCAGAAUAUAAUGAAUCAGAUGAUAUAUUGACAGAUAUUGAUGAACCUUCCAAUUUUUGCAAGCGAAAUUAUUCAAUUAGUUUUACUAAUCAUUUUGAUCAAUUAUUAUUGUCUACAUAUUCCCAAAUAUUAUCAUUACCCACGACCACUCCAUUUCUGGGGGCUAUCCCUCCCAGUGGACUUGUUGGAAAAGUUGCCAAUGAAACCAUGUCUAGUUUAAUUAAAUUAACAAAUUCUCCCAACCCCCCAUUAUUUGAUCAACAGAGUAUAAUAAAUCGAGACUAUUUGAAAAAUCAAGAACAUCAGCCAUUCUUUUUACAAUUAAUAAGAAGGAGAUUAUUGGAUUUAUGUAGUGCUCUGAAUUCAAAACUUCCAGAUGUGACGUCGGUUCAAGUAUACAGCCUGGCUAUUAGAAAUUCAUCAAUUUCGAACUUGUCACUUAAUGAAAUGAAUGUUACCAAUUUUGCAAAUGGUACUGGAAGUAGUACCAGUAGUGGUCAAUCGAGGUCAAGAUCAUCUUCAUCUUCUUUGAAUUUAAGGAAGCAAUCUUUGACGAGAAAUAAUAGUAAUAAUUGGUUGCAUGUUGGAAAUAUGGGUAAUUUAAAGGCUCCAUACUCUGGUCAUACUCAUUUCAAUAUCAGUACUGAUUCCUUACAAGAAUCCGUUCCACAAUCACUUAUAAAUCGCAGUGCACCAACAACAAAUGCUUCCCAGUUUCAACCUCCACAUCCACAAUUUAGUUCAAUGAUGAUGGAUUAUCAAAACAACAAUAACUCAUCAUCACCACCAAGUAAUAUGAAACCCAAUACGCCUCCUUUUUCGGCACUCCAAACACCUGGAGUAGAGAUUGACGAUUUCAAUUUUGGGCAAAGACCAAGAUCAUCCUCAAGAGCUAGUUUACCUCAAGCAUUGAAUAUAAACACUGAUAUUGCCAAUAUUCAAGGGUUGAACUCAUUGAGUAUUGGAAAUGGAGGUCCUUCAUAUAACAAUAGUAACACUAAGAGCAAUCUGAGGUUAGAUUCUCCAUUCCUGUCAUCGGUUCUUCCUCCUGAAGAAACAUUUAGCGCAUUUCCUAUUGCUCCCCCUUCGUAUAAUAAUAACAAUAUUGCAUCAACGAAUUCCUCACCACUUGGUGGCAGUCCAGAUUCUAAUGGUGAUAGAAUCAAUACCAAUGGGAUGUAUUUACUGUUUAGUUUGAGUGAGAAGAAACGCGAAUCACUUAAAAUGAAACGAGGAAUUCAUUAA
Messenger RNA from Hemisphaericaspora subhashii, 1527 nucleotides. RefSeq lists its product as uncharacterized. The record is from RefSeq and is a predicted model, not a curated record. The transcript has a single exon. Bases 1 to 1527 code for a protein of 508 amino acids. Lineage: Eukaryota; Fungi; Ascomycota; Pichiomycetes; Serinales; Debaryomycetaceae.